GCCAUUAUAACCCGUGUGACUGUACACACUGGACACCGUUCUUCUUCUGCGUGCUCUAAACACUCACCAUACUAACAGACAUGAAGGUAGUAAAAGUUUUUACUAAAAUAGGUCUAUAGAUGAAACCCGUAUAAGUGAGAAGCCACAGGCUGUAGAGCCUCUGAAGGGAAGUGCUCUAGAGGAGCUUUAUUCACUCUGAGCUUCACUACAGACCGACAGCACUGUCCUCUCCUGAUCUUCUGCCACUUUCUACCUUUAUUAGACCAUUUCUGCUGGGAUUUACUUUUCUAAUCUAGCAGCUCUUUUUAUUUGAAACCAUUAAUCAAAAUUCAAAAAGAAAAUAUUUGACAUGGGUGUAUUCAUCUGUUUGUGUUUAUGGAGUCUGACUGGUGUGUUUGUUGCUGAUGCAGUGAAGUCAGAGUCAGUGACUGAGGGAGAAUCAGUCUCUCUGAACUCUAGUGUCACUCAAAUACAGACACAUGAAGAGAUCGAGUGGAGGUUUGGUGACAUUCUCAUAGCUAAAAUGAAGAACAACAAGAACGUGUUUUAUGAUACUGAUAAAGAGAGUUUCAAAGACAGACUGAAACUGGAUCAGACUGGAUCUCUGACCAUCAUCAACAGCAGAACCACAGACUCUGGACUUUAUACAGUCUCCAGCAGCAGAGACACGAUCAACACGAUCAAUCUCACUGUCUAUGCUCGUCUGCCUGUUCCUGUCAUCAGCAGUAACUCUUCAUCUUCAUCAUCAUCAUCAUCAUCAUGUUCAUUGGUGUGUUCAGCUGUGAAUGUGAGUCAUGUGACUCUCUCCUGGUUCAGAGGAAACAGUUCAUUCUCCAGCAUCAGAGUGUCUGAUCUCAGCAGCCGGUCUGAUCUUCUUCUCCAUCUGGAGUGUGUGGAUGAUUCCUACAGCUGUGUGCUGAACAAUCCCAUCAGAAACCAGACUCAACACCUCAACAACACUCAACUCUGUCACACAUGUGCUGCAGUCUCUCUGACAGUGCUGAUCUCUGCUGCUGCUGCUGCUGGAUCUCUGUUGAUUGUUGCUGCUGUCGGGAUCUUCUGCAUCUGCAGGAAACACAGAAACACACACAGAGAAGAGACUCAAGCAGAAGAGAUCACUUACGCUGAUCCCACAUUCUACAAAAGAAACAGAAAUAAACCGAGGCCUAGAGAGGAGGAUAAUGUGGUGUACGCAGGAGUCUCGAGAUGUUGAUCGGAUCUUGAUCAUUUGAAAGAUUUCCCAAUAAGUUUGAAGUUAUACAUAAAUACCGGCCUGCAUCAUAUUAGCUGAAUGACAUCCAAUACUUGUUUUGCAUUGAGCCAGAUGUUUUCUGUUACAGAUAUUAUUAAAUUACAUUAAAUAAUUAAAUUACAUUAAAUUACAAAUAAUAUGGAAAAACUGUAUAUAAUUAUAUAAUAUUUUAUAUAUUUUAAUAUUUAUUUUUUUCUCAUUUUUUAAUUGUGACCAAAUUAUGUAAUAUUAAGCCGUUUUUAUUUAUUUAUUUUUUUAAAGUAAUAAUUUUUUAAGACUCAGGGAUAAGUAAUAAAUGAAAUCAAAUUUGCCAAAAAAAAAAAAAAAAAAAAAAGAAGAAGAAGAAGAAGAAGAAAAAACACUGUUCCAAAUGUGCUUUUAUUUGUGUUUUGUUUAAUAUAAAGUUUCUGUGAAGGAUUUUUGUCAGUUAAUGGCUGUGGUGUUCACAGUCCAUGUCAAAAGGUCAAAUAUUAUACAUUAAUAAUGUCAUAUUAAUGGAUUUUAAUUGAGGAGAUUUUAACAGUGUUUUUGAUUUAUUUUAUUUAUGCUUGUUGUGUUCACGCCACAUCGUAAUUACUGUAAUUACCAUACAUUAUCAUUUGUAAUUUGUAAUUUUCUGAGAGCUCCAACUUCUUCCUGACUGCUGGAGAUUCAUUUUGGGAUUAAUAAUGUUGUGACAGAAGCACAUAAUUCUGAAUCUGAUGACAUGAACAAAUAAAAUCAUGUGUUUCUCAUCUCGUAAUAACAGUAAUCACGACAUGGCGUGAACAAAUCAUGUUUUCAAUAGAUUUGUCAGUCUUGUUUGUCUCUGUUGAAGCACCAACUAAUGUGUUAUUUCACUAACAGCUCUCUCUCUCUGUCUCUCUCUCGCUCUCUCUCUCUCUCUGUGUCUCUGUCUCUCUCUCUCUCUCUGUCUCUCUCUCUCUGUGACAUUUUAUAAAGUUCUUAAAAGUUUAUAUGCAAGAUAUAUCUAUAUUUCACAUUUUUCCACAUUUCUACAUGCCUCCUUUUGUACAAUUUUAAAUAAAAAUGCUUUAAUAUCA
Ctenopharyngodon idella (grass carp) is the source of this 2295-nucleotide messenger RNA. RefSeq names its product hepatocyte cell adhesion molecule-like. The transcript has 6 exons. NCBI's taxonomy places the organism in Eukaryota, Metazoa, Chordata, Actinopteri, Cypriniformes, Xenocyprididae. Bases 350 to 1213 code for a protein of 287 amino acids. The record is from RefSeq and is a predicted model, not a curated record.